Anisakis simplex (herring worm) is the source of this 357-nucleotide messenger RNA. NCBI's taxonomy places the organism in Eukaryota, Metazoa, Nematoda, Chromadorea, Rhabditida, Anisakidae. The record is from the annotation of a GenBank genome assembly.
AUGUCAACAUCUCCUCCAAAACAACCUGUUGUGCAAGAACCAAAAGAGCGACGUUCGUCUCUUUCGCAAAUGCUCGGACGACGUACAUCGGUUGAAGACGCUUUUAAACGUUAUCAAGGAUACACUGUUAAUGGAGUACAUCAGCCAGUAUCCACAAUGCAAUUGCUGCUUGUCAUAAUUGCUGCUGUGAUAAUCGCUUCCACUGAUGGUGUGCCACCACCUCCCCCAGACUAUGAGGAUCUCGGUCCCCCACCACCUCCACCAGAGGAUCUCGGUCCCCCACCACCUCCUCCAAAGAAUCUCGGUUCGGCCCCACUUAAUGCUGCCCCUCCACCAAUUACUGUCACUGCUUGGCCG